Molecule: messenger RNA, 1247 nt
Organism: Gracilinanus agilis (Agile Gracile Mouse Opossum)
Lineage: Eukaryota; Metazoa; Chordata; Mammalia; Didelphimorphia; Didelphidae
Gene: ASB11
Product: ankyrin repeat and SOCS box containing 11
Exons: 7
Coding region: 1-972 (323 amino acids)
Biological process (GO): intracellular signal transduction; protein ubiquitination; positive regulation of protein catabolic process
Molecular function (GO): protein binding
Source: RefSeq, a predicted model, not a curated record
AUGGAGGAGAAUUCAGUGUUCCAUGGUUUUAAAAACAUUUAUGUUACAAUUUUUGCUAUCUUUUUUUUCUUUAAGCUCUUAAUCAAAGUUUUUUUGGCUCUCUUAACCCAUUUCUAUAUCGUCAAAGGAAACAGAAAAGAGGCUGCUAGGAUUUCAGAAGAGAUCUAUGGAGGAGUCUCAGAUUGCUGGGCUGAUCGGUCCCCACUUCAUGAAGCUGCAUCUCAAGGGCGUCUCCUUGCUCUCAAAACUUUAAUUGCACAAGGAAUCAAUGUGAACCUCGUGACAAUAAACCGCGUCUCUUCUCUACAUGAAGCCUGUCUUGGGGGCCACGUUGCAUGUGCAAAAGUCUUAUUGGAGCAUGGCGCCCAUGUGAAUGGAACCACUGUGCAUGGAGUGACACCUCUCUUUAAUGCUUGCUGUAGUGGCAGCCCUGCUUGUGUCAACCUGCUCCUUGAAUUUGGAGCCAAGCCACAGCUGGACGAUCACCUGGCUUCACCCAUCCAUGAGGCUGUAAAGAGAGGUCACAGGGAAUGUAUGGAAAUCCUGCUGGCAAAUAAUGUUAAUAUUGAUCAAGAAGCUCCCCAGCAUGGAACUCCACUCUAUGUGGCCUGCAACUAUCAGAGGAUGGACUGUGUCAAGAAGCUCCUUGAGCUAGGAGCCAGUGUUGACCAAGGCAAAUGGUUGGAUACCCCACUGCAUGCAGCAGCCAGGCAAUCCAAUGCAGAAGUCAUUGAUCUAUUAGCAGACUAUGGUGCUAGUCUGAGACGCUUAAACCAUCAAGGCAAGUGUGCUCUUGAUCUGGCAGCUCCCCAGAGCAGUGUGGAACAGGCACUCUUACUUCGAGAAGGUCCUUCUUCACUUGCCCAGCUCUGCCGUCUUUGUAUUCGAAAGUGUUUGGGUCGAUCAUGUCAUUAUGCUAUCUAUCAACUGUGUCUUCCAGAGCCACUUGAAAAAUUUCUCUUAUAUCAAUAGAUAAAAAUCUUUAAACCAGAAAGCUACCUGAAAAGAAAUAUGAUUAGAUGAAAAGCUUUCUAAAACAUUGUUUCUGUCCUCAUUUCAUAGAGUUUAAAGAGUAUAAUAGAAGAUUUAUUUGAUGAUUAAAGUUCUUGCAGUAAAUUGGGGUCAUUAUUGGCAACAUUUGUGAUAAUUAUAUUAACUGUAGGUAGAAGAGAUUAGGAUGAAUGAAUGUUGUCUUUAGUAAAUACUUUGGAAGUUUCUUUUUUUUUAAAAUAAAUCUCUGAUUAUCA